AUGAACAUCAUCUCAGUCAUCUUCGGAGGAAGAAGAAUCAUCAGGAGAAGAAGAAGAAGAAUCCCCGUCCACCGCGAGAUCUUCGUCCACGGCCUUGGGUGGGCUGCCACUAAUGAAACCCUAAUCGCUGCUCUCAAACCUUUUGGUGCCAUCGAGGAAUGCAAUGUCGUCACCGAUAAAACUACCGGUCGUUCUAAAGGCUACGGUUUUGUCCUCUUCAAGACGCACGCCGCUGUGCGUAAGGCAUUGAAGGAGCCGCAGAAGAAGAUCAGAAAUCGGAUCGCCGCCUGCCAGUUAGCUUCCACUGGACCUGUUCAGAACCAGCCGGGUUCUGAGAUGAGUGCUCGAAAAUUGUAUGUGGCGAAUGUGGGGCCGCAGAUUGGUGCCGAGAAGCUCAGGGCGUUUUUCGCGAAAUAUGGGAGAUUGAGGAUGGGCCGUUGGGGUCGCAGUACUAAGAAUAAUAAUAAUAAUAAUAACGCUUCAGCAAGUCCAGCGCCUGUAAUGUGUAGGGCAUUGAUUUUGUUCAAGGAGUCAAGAGUAGUAUACUGCCUCUUGGGAGAGGGAAUAUGUGGCUGUGGAGAGAAAAAUGGAGGCUUUGGCUGGAAGAGGGAGUGUGCGGCUGUGGAAUGA
Messenger RNA from Mangifera indica (mango), 630 nucleotides. Its product is annotated as UBP1-associated protein 2A-like. Gene Ontology annotation, molecular function: RNA binding. The coding region runs from base 1 to 630 and encodes 209 amino acids. The record is from RefSeq and is a predicted model, not a curated record. The transcript is spliced from 2 exons. Lineage: Eukaryota; Viridiplantae; Streptophyta; Magnoliopsida; Sapindales; Anacardiaceae.